This is a messenger RNA of Adineta ricciae, 1011 nucleotides long. The record is from the annotation of a GenBank genome assembly. Lineage: Eukaryota; Metazoa; Rotifera; Eurotatoria; Adinetida; Adinetidae.
AUGAGCAAUAAAAAAUUGAUCAAGUCAACUUCAACCGUUCGAUCCAGAAAAUUUCCUCCACCUUUAAAUUUACCUUCGAUUCCCAAUGAACACAAUACAUCCGAACAAAACUCCUCAAUGAACGAUUACUCUUGCUCAUCUUCUCCGUGUUCGCAUCAGCCGAUGUCAUAUACUCUUCCAACGUGCCAACGUCCUCAAAUUUUUCAACGCUUACAAGAUUCUUCAUCAUCGUUAUUAGUGACGCCUUCACGGAGGUCACAAAGUUUGAAGAUCUCGAAUCAAUUGAAACAACGGCAAACAGGAAAUGUACCUGAUCAACAAUGGAUUGAUUGUAUUUGUUUAAUUAUCUCCAAAUCAUUGAAAAAUGAAAUUGAAGUAUUACUUGAUAAAUACAAAACGAACUAUUUCGAUCGAAUCAAUGCUUCAGACACAUCCGACGAGAUUAUUCGAACAAGUUUAUGUGAAAUGGUUUCUCAGACUCUUGCAACGUAUUCAACCAGUUCAUCGGCAAUGACGAAUUAUAAUGCAACACGCACUUUCUCUUCAAAUAAACCAAUCAGUAAUGUUUCCAAGCAAGUUUUAAUGAGAAAAAAAACCUGUUUCAAGGUUAGACAAAUUCUUUUUUUUUCUCCUAGGAGAAAACAUGAUGAUAUCGAUGGAACUCGUUGUGAAUUUUGUUCAAUAUCAGUCAAUGAUCAAACGAAAUUUGUGAUUAGUUAUAUCAUUCCCGGUAAAUGUGCUAAUAUUGCCAAUAGUGAUCAACAAAAAUCAAAACAAUUUCAAACGAAAUUUUCUCAUUUAUUCACCUACAUUCCCAAUGAAUAUAUUCAAUCGUAUCUCACUGAUAAUGCUCUUUUAAAGCCGCAAAAACCGAAAAUUUGUUUAAUGUUGUAUGAUGAUAUUGUUACAUUUAUGAACGAAAAUGAUCUCCAAUUGAGCGGAAUAUCACUCGAUCAAGCCUUCACAUUAUCCAAUUCGAUACUUCAACAUAUUCAUUCUUGUUCUCAUUAA